Molecule: messenger RNA, 1365 nt
Organism: Prosopis cineraria
Lineage: Eukaryota; Viridiplantae; Streptophyta; Magnoliopsida; Fabales; Fabaceae
Product: protein STAY-GREEN, chloroplastic-like
Source: RefSeq, a predicted model, not a curated record
CGGGAAUCUCCGCUCUAAAUUUUACAAAGCUCAAGCUGAGAAGCAAUAGCCCAAAUAAAGGGCUAAAAGCAGGCUCUGAACCAAAGUCCAAAAGCCAACACAAGCCAUAAAUAAAUAAAUAAAUAAAAUAUCUCUUGCUCAUCAAAAUUGUUUCGAGUCCCAAACUUGAACUAAUCCCACAAGAGAUUGUGGCUUCUGGAAACAAUCUAUUAUAUCAUCAUCAUCAUUAUUACAACUAUAUCAACAAUCUACUUCAUCUCUGAUCGGAGAUGGUUACUCUGACUACUACUCCAAUCGUCCCUUCCAUGCUUAAGCCUUCUUUCUCUGAGCAAAAUCUCUCUCUGUUCCCCUACAGAAGGCGACCCUGCAAGAAGAAACAGCCAAUCUCUCCUGUUAGCAGGUUGUUCGGACCUGCCAUCUUUGAAGCUUCAAAGCUCAAAGUUUUGUUCUUAGGUGUGGAUGAAAAUAAACACCCAGGCAAGCUUCCUAGGACUUAUACUCUAACCCACAGUGACAUCACCGCCAAGCUCACUCUCGCAAUCUCUCAGACUAUAAACAACUCUCAGUUACAGGGAUGGUACAAUAGAUUACAAAGGGACGAAGUGUUGGCAGAGUGGAAGAAGGUGAAGGACAAGAUGUCUUUGCAUGUUCAUUGCCAUAUCAGCGGAGGUCACUUCCUUCUAGAUAUAUGUGCUAGGCUUAGAUACUUCAUCUUCUGCAAAGAACUUCCUGUGGUGUUGAAGGCUUUCGUCCAUGGGGAUGGAGGGUUGUUCAACAACUAUCCAGAAUUGCAGGAAGCUCUGGUUUGGGUUUAUUUCCACUCCAAAAUUCCAGAAUUCAACAAGGUCGAGUGUUGGGGCCCGCUGCGGGACCCAUUAGCACCUAAACUUUCAUCAUCGGGUGGGUCCCAGGAAGAGCAGAGCCUUGGGUUGGCAACUUCUCCAAGUAACCCUAACAUGGACUUACCACAGCCAUGUGAACAAGACUGUGACUGCUGCUUUCCCCCCGUGGCCGUGAGCUCAAUCAAGUGGUCCCCACAACUUCCCCUUCCCAGUAAGAAACUGUAUAGUGGGACCCACCAACAAAACUCUACGGCAUAACAAAAGUAUGAUACGUCUCGUGUUCUCUCUCUUUUUAGGAGUGAUCACAAUUCACCGACGCACAAGCUGUUGGCAGAUACUCCAAAUUGUGUUAAUUAUUCUUGGGAAAAUAGAAAACAAAUUGUUUCAGUUAUGUUUGACUCCGUUUGUAUGAAUUUCUGUACAUAUUCGUUUCGAAGUUAUAAUUAAAUUUUAGCUUGGGGGUGGUUAGAGCGAGGACCAAAUAUAUAAAAGAUCAACCUCGUCAGAGGGAUAUCUUAUAGAA